Molecule: messenger RNA, 1668 nt
Organism: Naegleria lovaniensis
Lineage: Eukaryota; Heterolobosea; Eutetramitea; Acrasida; Naegleriidae
Exons: 1
Coding region: 1-1668 (555 amino acids)
Biological process (GO): intracellular mRNA localization
Cellular component (GO): nuclear outer membrane-endoplasmic reticulum membrane network; endoplasmic reticulum; ribonucleoprotein complex
Molecular function (GO): mRNA binding
Source: RefSeq, a predicted model, not a curated record
AUGACAGAACCCACCCAAGCCUUGGCACUCUCAUCAUCAUCACAACAAGAAAAGACCACACAAAAUGCCGAAUCGAUGGAUGUUGCUUCGGACAACAACAAGUCCACUACGCUACAAAAAAGCAAAAAGGUGAAGAAGGAGAAAACCACUGCCGUUGCAACCGAGAAUACUCAAAACGGUGGUACCGAUGAGAAGAAGGAAGGGAAAAGAAAGCAAAAAACCAAGAAGACUUCCAAGAAAGAUGAAGGUGCUGAAAAUGGACAAGUCGUAAAUGGAGAUGAAGCUCAAACGACAUCUGAUGAAGCUCAGCAACAACCCCAAGAGAAGAAGAAGUUUGCAACUAGCGAAGAGUUAUCCACCAGAAUUUCCGAAAUCAAGGCUAAGCUAUCGGAACAGCCAAAAGAGCAAGAAGUGCAAGAGAAAAUUAAAAAAAUACAAAAGAGUAUUGAGGACAAGCAGGACCAUAUUGAAAAGAUUCAUCAAAAACUUUCGAAAGUGAUUGACAAUUUAAAGCGUUUAGAUGAACAAAAGAAGGCUACAUUUGAUGAGGUAAACAAAUACAAGGACAUUAUGAAUCAAAAUCGUAAUGACAAGGACCGUAUCCAAAUUCAAAUCAACCAAAUUGAACAGGAAAUUGUAGAAUUAAACGAGACCAUUGAUGAAUCUGGUAGUGAUAUCAAGGAAACCAAAUUUAGAAACGCUAGAGAAAUUGAGGCUGAAAUCAAGUAUCUCGAUGAAAAACAACAAACAGAAACUCUGUCCAUGAAGGAGGAGAAGGCAUUAAUUGCCAAGAUUAAGAAACUUAACACCCUCAUGAACAAUUUUGAAAAGAUUUCAGAACUGAAAAAACAAGUCAAGGAGAAAAUUGAGGCUAAGAGACUCCUCUCUCAACAAUUAAGAGAACUCAACGAGUCAGUCAAAGAAAAAGUUGAUGAGCGUCAACAACAUUUCAACCAGCUUGAUGAAAUUUCCAAAAAGAAAGCAAUUGCGUUAGAAGAAAAGAAACAUUUAGAAUCACAGCUCAAAGCUCUCAAGAAGGAGGUCAAGACUCUUUUCGAUGAGAAUUAUCAACAUCAAUCCUCUUUAAGAAAAUCGUCAUCUUCACAAAAGAAGCUCACAGAAACCCUUCACAAAUUGCAAGACCAAUUAACCAGACAAAAACAAUUUGAGCAAAAGAAAAAACAGCAUCAAAAACGAAUGGAGGAGAAGCAAGCUCGUGAAAAAGAGUUGAAAGAAUCUACCCAACAAUGGGAACAAGUACAAGAGAAGGAGCCAGAAAAUCCAUAUGAAGAGGAAAUCAAAGUUUGUGAUGCUCUCCUUGACUACUUACAAAAGUUGAGAACCAACAAAAAGCUCCGUACUCACAAGAUUGAUUUGUCGUCACUCCAAAAUACCAAACAAAAACAACCAGCCAUUUCUCUCCAAACCCUCAACCAUCCAGUUGACAAAUUCAACCAAUUCAGCGCAUUGCGUGUCACUGUACCUCGAACUAUUGAAGAUGUUCCUCAAACCAUCGAAGCAAUUGAGAAAUUACGUCGUUUCUACAAGCCCAAACCAGCCCAAACCUCAGAAAAGAUUGAUGUAGUUUCCAUUUUUGCAAACUUUGCCCCAAUUACAACUGUAGAGACUAGUGCAACCGCAAACAUUGUAGAUAUUUUGGAUGAAUGA